GAAGACUAGACUUCAACCACCUAUGAGAACUUCAAAAGCCCUUCAAAUUCUCAAUUUCAUACACACAGAGGGCACACAGAGAGUUUAAUAACUAAUAAUAAAUGAAAUGGUAAAGGUAGUGUGUGUGACAGGAGCUUCCGGCUUCAUAGCUUCAUGGCUGGUUAAGCUCUUGCUUCAGCGUGGUUACACCGUCAAAGCCACCGUCAGAAACCUCCGUGAUCCCAAAAGGGUCCAACAUUUACUGGCACUCGAAGGAGCCCACGAAAGAUUACAUUUGUUUGAAGCCGACUUAUUGGAGGAAGGAUCAUUUGAUUCCGUUAUUGAUGGCUGUGAAGGUGUCUUUCACACAGCAUCACCCGUUUUUCUUAAAGUUACCGACCCACAGAAAGAAUUGAUAGAUCCAGCUGUGAAGGGAACAAUUAAUGUACUUCAAUCAUGCAAGAAAAUACCAACGGUGAAAAGAAUAGUUGUAACAUCUUCCAUGGCUUCUGUCAUGUUCAACUCUAAUUCUCUAGAGUCCGAUCUCGUGGUUGACGAAACAUGGGUUUCGGAUCCAAGCUUCUGUAUGGAAAAGGAGGAAUAUUAUGCUCUCUCAAAAACAUUAGCUGAGAAGGCUACAUGGAAAUUCGCCGAAGAAAAUGGCCUUGACGUAGUUACUUUACACCCAGGCUAUGUGAUCGGUCCUCUAUUGCAGCCAACUCUCAAUUUUUCUUCUGAGGCUCUACUGGAUCUUAUUAAAGAAGGAAAACAACUAUGGCCUAAUGGAGUGUACAGAUAUGUGGACGUGAGGGAUGUCGCUCUUGCACAUGUUUUGGCAUUUGAGAUUUCAUCUGCCCAGGGCCGAUACCUUUUGGUGGGUAGCGUGACUUAUUCAUUUGAAGCAAUCGACAUACUGAAUAGAAUUUUCCCGACUCUCAACCUUCCUCCAACAAGUACAGAGAAUCGACCUGCCAAGCCCCCUUACCAAGUGUCCCAAGAGAAAGUGAAAAGUUUGGGUCUCGAUUUCAUGCCUCUUGAGGUGAGCCUCAAGGACACAGUUGAAAGCUUGAAGCAAAAGAACUUUCUCUCCUAAAUUCAUCAUGGUAAUUGAUAUGUGAUGCUAUUUGAUUAGUAGUUGUGUUCAUGGCUGUAGCCUGUAGGUGUAUGUAUUCAUACUUGAUCUAUUCAGGCAAAUAUCAGCCGAGUGUAAUUUAAUGUUAUUGUAUGUUGAGUGUGUAAUGGAACCAAAUGAUUAAAAAAUCCUUAUGUUUAUAUUAUUUUUAAUGACAAAACCAUAAUAACAAUCAAGUAUCUCAAUGAAUUAUAAUCACAAUUAAAUAUCUUGAUAAAAUAGGAUUUUAACAAAAACAAAAUCCUUUCAAAAAUAAAACCUAAACAAAAUAGAUUUAAAUAGGUACACAAAAUAUAAACUUAUCAAUAAAGAAGAAAAGAAUAAAGAAGAUGUAAACUGUUUCAAUAAAAUUGAAUUGCAUUAAAAUAUAUUUCUAAAUGUUAUGUGAAACAAAUAAAAAAAAGUAGGGGAAGUACUAUCUUCA
Messenger RNA from Striga asiatica, 1535 nucleotides. NCBI's taxonomy places the organism in Eukaryota, Viridiplantae, Streptophyta, Magnoliopsida, Lamiales, Orobanchaceae. The record is from the annotation of a GenBank genome assembly.